AUGGCUACAUUAUUGCCUGCUAUGGCAUUUCUAAUUCACAAAUUUAUAUACAGACAAGAUGUUAAUACCUACUAGAUACAUGAGAAGUAUGAUACCUUCCUAGAAGCCUUGAAUUUACUUGAUCUCUAUCCAUACAAUCAAAAGAAAAGCACAUUGGUGGCAAAAAGUGAAAAAUCAAUUAAACCAUUUGUGAAAGCAGAUAGACUAGAUGAUGUGUAUCGAAUAUACUUGGGAGUCGCUAUAUUCUAUUAUCUCUCUGAUGUUAUGGUAAAGAUGUAUGAGUUUGAAUUCCCUAAUGACUAUCUGGAUUUAUGUUAAUUGGCCUUCUUCCUACAUCACAUUUUUACCCUUUUGAGUUUUAAGUCCAUCUUUGUGAUUGAUCAUUAGCCUUGGUUCCUUGUAUUUCCUACAGCAUACCAUCCCAUGAUGGUAGUUUUUCCAAAAUUCAAACUGAACAAUCCCAUUUACAUUACCUCUGUCGUGUGCUGGAUGUAUGGACUAACCAGACCUGCCUACUGGGAAACAAGAAUAGGAAGAUCUUUGUUUAUGAUUUCCUGCUUUUUGAUGAUCCCUAUAUCAAUGCUAUGGCUGGGUACAUGCAUGUCUGAGUUUUAAUAUGAAAUGAUUUGA
Messenger RNA from Stylonychia lemnae, 630 nucleotides. The record is from the annotation of a GenBank genome assembly. NCBI's taxonomy places the organism in Eukaryota, Ciliophora, Spirotrichea, Sporadotrichida, Oxytrichidae.